Molecule: messenger RNA, 819 nt
Organism: Hyalella azteca
Lineage: Eukaryota; Metazoa; Arthropoda; Malacostraca; Amphipoda; Hyalellidae
Exons: 3
Coding region: 110-790 (226 amino acids)
Source: RefSeq, a predicted model, not a curated record
UUCAUUCACGUAUUAUUUCUCUCUAUUUUUUUUUUGUAUUUUGGCAGGCUUUAGAGUUCAAACGAGCGUGUGUACGAUCUGCUUCCUCGUGUGUGGCAUAGUGGUUUUCAUGUCGAUGUUCGAACGUUGGUUUUUGUACCGAUCAAUGGAAGUAACGGCUUCACCAGGUCAUUGGGUAUUCGGAAACCAAAACUCGACUGACAGACGACCGAUUCUCCAGAAUAGCAUGAAUGAAGAAGCAGAGACUAGCGGGACUUCUAUCAUCAGAGAAGAACCAAAUUCAUCUCCAAGCAACGUCAAGCUUCAAGCCUACCGUCACUUUAAUAUUGUUGGUACCAAGAGCCUGGUUGAACGACCUGUUACGAUCUCAGGUUACGAUCUCAAAGAAUCCAUGAUCGACCACCCCGACGGCAGAUUCAUGUCAUGUGGACAAAAUUCCCACAUGUUGACUUUCAAGCCGAAUGCAGGAAGAGAUCGGUUUAACUUUAUCCGAACAAAGAGUUUCGUUUACCCUGGUUACGGGAAUCGUGUACCGCAAGGACAUGAGCAUGAGAUCGUAGCCAUAGCAACACACCCGACGAUGGGGCGCCAUAUCUCUAUUCUUGGGCGCAGCGACAUCGUAGAGGACAGAACAGAACAGCCGCCCAGAUUUGGCCUCCAUUGCAGCCACGCAAUCGCGUUCUCCCCAAUCUGCAGUGGCGGGGCGCUGUCUCCUGCUACAGACCCAGACGACACAACCUGGGCCAGCUCCAGUCUGGAGGCCAGUCCAAUGGGGGAAACUGUGGUGUGAUGUUGGUGUGAUGGUGGUAUGAUGUUGGU